GUCCGACAUGAAGGUGCUCACGCUGUUGGUCGCCAUCGCAGUCUUGGUGGCAUCUGCAAGGGGACAGAUGUUCGUGGAGAACGGCAGCAAAUGGAUCACCAACCCCUACCCAGAGAUGCGUGACGCCCAGCUGCUGCAGGAGGUCCGCCGUGGAGGUGUGCAGCCGCACGUCGACCCAGCUGGGCUGGCCCUUCGACCCCGGCUGCGCCCUCAGCUGCAGCAUCCGGCGCGGCGGCGCGCCUCCGGGGUACUUCGAGUGCCGCGACUCCGUCUGCCUGUGCUACCUCUCGACAGUCCCGCAGCCAGCUCCGGCUUCCUCUCUUCCUACCGUACGCUAAUACCUCAGCACUGAACAAGGUUUGUCUGUACCUUCGGCCAUAGCUAGAUACUAGUAGACUGGACACGACGUCAUUUUCGUGGCUCAAACAACUCUCGGCUGAAACCACGUGACUACUGGCAAAACGUGGUUGUUUCGUGUUGUGCUUAAGGGUUUCAGAGCGCUUUGUCGCCGGUGGCAAAAUUACAUUUAAUGGUGAAACUAUUGUUAUACUAAUGAAAAUAUGUUUACUGAAAAUUGUAGGGCAAAUGCAGCUAUUGUUACAGGCGCUGAAACGCAAGGACGGUAAGCCAACUUUCCACUAGCGCAUUUGCGCGAAACACUCUCAGGAAAAAUGUUUUGACAGGCCAAAGACUGGAGGGAGUUGGCUUUGCAGUGUUGGUGUUCCAACGCUUUUCUAUUUUCCUGAACAUAUUAAGGGGAAGAAACAGUGUUAAAUGCUCCUUCCUGUUUGCAUUUCUGUAGCUUUCGCGGACAACAAUAUCAACUGUUUGUUUUCUUUUAUAAGUGACCAGAGAUAAAAAAAAUCCGCGCAUACAACGUUUUUAGUUCAGACACGAACUCACUCUUAUUUCUUACAAGAAUUUUAGUGUCGUUUGCCAUAAUUGAUAUUUUAUCGAGUAAUUUCGUUUCGAUAACUACUCAAGUGGCGUCUUAUGUAUUUGUUAGGCUUUUAUAACUGCAACAGCAACAGAUGCAGGUCAACUGUAGCUCUGGUUUAAUUUAUCACAGAAGAAAAAAAAGUUUUUGUAGGAAUUACGCAGCAUUUCAUUAAGAAAUUUGUGAAAAAUAGGAUACAAAUAUCGGGAGCCAAAUUCCUGAUCUGAAAUGCUGCAAACAUUUUGCCAACAGUCACGUGGUUUCAAGUCUGAGACACUCCAAGCGCAUAGCCUCUGUACAUCAAGCCCUUUCUAUAGUUGUCUAUGGUCGAAGGUCUGUACAUAAGACGUUCUAAUUUCAGUUUGUACUGUUUGUGCAAAAUUAAUGUAAAGUGCAGUAUUUGGCAGUAAAUGUACACUUUGAGAGUUUAUAAUCAAAAACAUGAUUUAGUACUGCUAUCUGUUCAUGAGUUUAAAAGCAGUUGAAAAUAAAUUUUUAUU
Messenger RNA from Schistocerca cancellata (South American locust), 1437 nucleotides. RefSeq lists its product as uncharacterized. The record is from RefSeq and is a predicted model, not a curated record. Lineage: Eukaryota; Metazoa; Arthropoda; Insecta; Orthoptera; Acrididae. The coding region runs from base 8 to 352 and encodes 114 amino acids. The transcript is spliced from 2 exons.